Messenger RNA from Branchiostoma floridae (Florida lancelet), 2577 nucleotides. RefSeq lists its product as uncharacterized. Gene Ontology annotation, cellular component: membrane. The transcript is spliced from 7 exons. Lineage: Eukaryota; Metazoa; Chordata; Leptocardii; Amphioxiformes; Branchiostomatidae. The record is from RefSeq and is a predicted model, not a curated record. Bases 791 to 1495 code for a protein of 234 amino acids.
ACGUUACGUUAAUCUGGUAGCACCUGAGGCGGCGUUCCUCACAAAGCCGCUCCAAGCUUUUUUCUUGGAAUUUUGCCAAUCGCAAAGUCUGCAAAACAACAGUCGGCUACAGAUAAGGUCAAACAUAAACGGGCUUCAUUUCCCGCCAACCCGUCCUUCUCCAACAGCCCCGGACGGCGCUCUCUGUUGAUUAUUUUGAUCGCUGGCAUCCCUGGCACGAUACCGGCCUAUUUUAGCUGACGUUCCCCCCAGGCCCAGCCUAGGAUAUACUACAUACAGGCUUGUGGUGCUCCAGAUCUCUCGCGCUCUGACAUGCGACCCAACCUGAUUCUCGUUAGGGACUAGACUUGGGGUUAAUUUGGUCCGUGUUUGGCGGGUUUAUCACCAAGCCUCCCCCAUACGACCCUGACUCAGACAGUUGUCCCGUGCUGGUGGGUGGAUAGGGGAUCCGGAGGCCCAGAGGAGGGACCGACUACUGACUUGGGUUUGGCUCUCCAACGUACCGCAUUGCCGGUAUCUAUCUCUCACAACGUUGCUGACUAUUAAAAACGGCAAGCUUCUUUGACCCAUAGUCCACUUCCAAGAAUCGCCUGUGAGUUGGUCUGCUGGCUGAUCCUCCUCAGGCUAUCUCUGAAGACAGCAGUGGAUGAAAGAGUUCAAGUCGGCAACAACGCCUCAGCCUUGAACGAUAUCCCCAUGGCUGUUGAAACUGUUUACCUUGGACUAAACUUGAGUUUGGGGAGUCCCUCCAGAUGAGAUCCGUAACCCCGCGGGCCGGUCGCGUUGCACCAUGGUCUUCGUGUACAACCGUUAUGACGUCAGAGGCCUGGGGAUCGCCAUCUUGGUGUCGGGCCUGCUGAGUAUCGUGUUCGGCGUGGUGGGGCUGUUCUUCGGGGAACAUCACAUCCACAGCUUCGCCGCGCCCAUAUGGAGCGGCAUCAUCGUUGUGGUGACAGGGGCCUUUUGUAUCGGAACUGGGAACAAACCGACCAGCAGAUGCCUGGUGACGACUCUGCUGUUCUUCGCCGUGCUGAGCCUGAUCCUGUGUAGCCUGUGCUGGGUGCUGGCGCUGAUCGGGCUGAUGAGACGGGAACACUGUACCCACUCCUCGGGGCUGUGUGACGGCGUCACCGUCGCCAUGUUCUCCAUCACCCUCCUCCUCGGCAUCUUCCAGAUGAUCCUGUGUUUCCUCAUCUCCAUCAUCUGUUGUCUCGGCAUCUGUUACGGCGAUGCGCGGGAGCACGAGCCGACAGCGUACGAGCGGGAACCCAUGGAGCAGCCUGUCUUCGUCGUGGCUACCCAGACUCCUCCAGCUACCCAGAAGCCUUCAGCUACCCAGAAGCCCCCAUCCAGCCGGAGUCGCCCAGGUCCCCGGGAUGAAUAUGCAGAUGAGCCCCCUCCGGUAGCGAAACGGCCGGAGCGCCCAGCACCCAAGGGACGGUCCCGGGACAGGGGACGGGACAGGGACAGGAGGACACCAGAACGGCGGCCUUAGGGUUACUUUAACCCUUCACAUGUUAAGUUCAGGUGUCAGUGAAAUACUUUGCGUAGCACAAUCACCGGAGCUAUCAGGGCUUGUUCCUCGUUCCUAGAGUUGACAAUUGAAUAGGAAUAUGUAUGUUAUAAAGAAGAUCUAAAUAAGAUUACUUUAUAAAUUUAGAAUUCCUUAUUCAAUAUUGUCCUUGUGCGAACCAUGACGGCAAGGUUUAGGAACAAGAUUUUUUUCCAUUCAUAGUGAAAGACAUAGCGGUGGUGCACUCAAAUUGGCAAAAUUAUAUUAGCGCCACCACUUUACACGUAUACAUAAACAUAGACGCAAACAAAAAAGGGUAGAAUAAAAGAAAAUGUAACGAAAUAAGGAAUAAUCAAGUAACGUCCGAUGCACACUUUACAGUAUGUGAUGACGCUUUUACAUCUUUAUGUUUAUUCCUAUGCAUAUUACUUCGCAUAUACCCGUCUGUAUAGCUCUUGAUUUUUGAAUAUACUACAAUAUUAUUACUCUGUACUAUCAAAACUUAAUCUAGCGAGAGUAGAUAGAGACGCAGUAACUUAGCAUGAGAAUGGCAUACGACAAUUGUAUGCCAGAGUACUUGAAACGGUAUCUGAAUUUUCCAAUACAUUCAAAUGUGCCUUAUGUAGACGCCUAUAUAUUUAUAUCUUCGGAUAGAGUAUAGUUAUGUAAACUAUAUAGCUUUCACGAAUAUAUUUUUUGCAAUGACGCUAACUAGAGCUGUCCUUAUAACGCUGCGAUACUUAAUGGUUUAUUGUACCUUCCUUGCGUAGCAAGAUAUCGUAAAUAACGCCGUAAUUACUUGUUACGUUUUAAUGAGUGUUGGUUCUUGUAAUGUUACACCAAAUAUAUCAUUUAUAAACAUUUGGAUGUAGGCAUUUUCGACUUUAGUAUAUUGUUUAUUUUAAGAAUGUCAAGCAUGUACCUACUAGUAGUAUCAUCGACAUUUGUGUAAAUAAGGGCCUGGUAAGAUCGUUACAUUGACGAGCCGAUCUGAGAGCAAUCUCUGGAUAGACAGGCAAAUGUAUAAAAUUCAGCUACGCUGUAACAUGGAACUGAUAUCUAUA